Sardina pilchardus (European sardine) is the source of this 2112-nucleotide messenger RNA. RefSeq names its product coiled-coil domain containing 149a (gene ccdc149a). The record is from RefSeq and is a predicted model, not a curated record. The coding region runs from base 1 to 2112 and encodes 703 amino acids. The transcript is spliced from 12 exons. Lineage: Eukaryota; Metazoa; Chordata; Actinopteri; Clupeiformes; Clupeidae.
AUGGAGAGGGGUCUCGUGACAACCGUGAAUCACUCCAGCCGGCGCGAGAGUGACUGGCAGGGGCUCGUGAGUGAGUUCCUGGUGUGUAAGCGUAAGCUGGAGAGUAAGAAGGAGGCCUUGCUGAUCCUGUCUAAAGAGCUGGACUGCUGCCAGCAGGAGAGAGACCAGUACAAGCUGAUGGCCAACACCCUCCGCGAACGCCACCAGAACCUCAAGAAGAGAUACCACACACUCAUAGAUGGUGACCCUUCCCUGCCGCCAGAGAAACGGAACCAGGUGAGUUUGGCCCAGUUGUUGUUUGACGCUCGCGAGCGCUAUCGUAAGCAGGGGGAGGAGCUACAGGACCUGAAGCAGAGACUGACUGAGGCACAGGGAGACAAUAAGCUGCUGAGGAUGACCAUCACCAGGCAGCGUUUGGGUGAUGAGGAGGCGGGGCUUAGACAUUUCCCCGCCCACGAGAGGGAGGAGCUAGUGCGUCAGCUAGAGGAGGUGGGGUUACAGAGGGAGCAGCUGGAGAACAGAGUGAAGUGUGUGUGUGACGAGCUGGAGGAUGUGUGUGCGGAGCGGGACGUGUUCCGAGAGAAGGCCGAGCGCCUCAACACGGAACUCAACCGCAUCCUGAGUGGACACCACGCACGCAUCAUCGACCUCGACGCCCUCUGCACCGACAACAGGUAUCUUCAGGAUCGUCUCAAGCAGGUACAAGAGGAAGUCAGCCUUUUAAAGUCCACCAUCAUGAAGUACAAGACUGCCUUGGAGCGGAUGAAAAACCCUAAAGGAUGUGGGAAGUCAGGCGGGAAUUUGACUAAUGUCCUGACAACGAGACAAGUUCAGGAGCUGCUGUGUGAGGAGGGGGGGUAUAGUCUUCCUGCGACUCCUCAGUCCAUCAGAGAUCUGAAGAGUGUAGCGUCCGCUCUGCUGGAGGCCAUACAGGAGAAGAGUCUGGUCAUCACACACCACCGCCACACCAACAGGAUUCUGGGAAACCGAGUCUCAGAGCUGGAGAAGAAGCUCAAAACACUGGAGGUGUCUGGAUUCUGGAGUCUCCCAGGAAGGGAUGCGAUCACCUUGAGUGACAGCCUUCGUCCCGCCUCCCUUCUUCAGCCUGAGUCCUGCCCUGCCUCAAGUGACCAGCCAACCACAGAGACAACAGGAAGUGAAGGGGAGUCGCCGUGGAGACCAGGGUCAGCUGAUGAUGCAUAUCCUGCUCGGGGUCAGGGGGCGGAGUCAGAGGCAGUUCAGAGAGCAGAUUCAGUGACCGACAUGCAGGGGGGAGGGGCUUGCCUGGGGACACACCCACUGGAGGAGGUCGUCAUGGAGACCCGUGAGCAUGUGGAGGAGAGUGGCCAGCGUUCUUUAGAGGAGGAGCCAAGCGCGGACUUGGAGGAGGAGCAAAGCGCGGACUUGGAGGAGGAGCCAAGCGCGGACUUGGAGGAGGAGCCAAGCGCGGACUUGGAGGAGGAGCCAAGCGCGGACUUGGAGGGAAGAUCUGGCCUGGAAACUCCUGCACGUCAGGAGGAGGCGGUCACAGAGGUACUCGGAGGAGGAGCUGAAGACGUGGACACACCCACUACAGGAGGAGUUAAGGACAUGGACACACCCAGUGAAGGAGGAGUUAAGGACAUGGACACACCCAGUGAAGGAGGAGUUAAGGACAUGGACACACCCAGUGAAGGAGGAGUUAAGGAUGUGGACACACCCACUACAGGAGGAGUUAAGGACAUGGACACACCCAGUGAAGGAGGAGUUAAGGACAUGGACACACCCAGUGAAGGAGGAGUUAAGGAUGUGGACACACCCACUAAAGGAGGAGUUAAGGACAUGGACACACCCAGUGAAGGAGGAGUUAAGGAUGUGGACACGCCCACUAAAGGAGGAGUUAAGGACAUGGACACACCCAGUGAAGGAGGAGUUAAGGACGUGGGCACACCCACUGAAGGAGGGGCUCCAUUAGAGGAUACUGUAGUGGAGAGAGGAGUCGAAGAUGAGGACAUGGCCUCUGAAGGAGGGGUUAAUGGAGUGGACACACCCACCGAAGGAGGGGUUAAGGACGUGGACACACCCAGUGAAGGAGGAGUUAAGGGCAUGGACACUACCACUUUAGUGGGGUGA